Thunnus maccoyii (southern bluefin tuna) is the source of this 3121-nucleotide messenger RNA. RefSeq lists its product as uncharacterized. The coding region runs from base 2 to 3121 and encodes 1039 amino acids. The record is from RefSeq and is a predicted model, not a curated record. NCBI's taxonomy places the organism in Eukaryota, Metazoa, Chordata, Actinopteri, Scombriformes, Scombridae. The transcript is spliced from 22 exons.
CAUGAAGGAUUUGUCUCUGUCCCUGCUGAGUCGGGGAUGCGGUCGUUUUAUCUCAUCCAACGGAACCACAGGGCAUCAUGAUGAACGGCUGGAUGUCUGCUUCACACCACAGGAUUACUACAUCUGGAAAUCCCAGGACUCAGUGCUGCGUCUGUCCAACAGUGGCCACCUGCUUGGGGCAGAAGAACCAACACUUCCAAAGACUUACAGCACUCGUAGGGGGCCACUUCUGCUGUACUCCCAGGACUUUGUUACUAUGGAAACCAAGUGUGGGUCACAGGCUGGAGACAGAAAGAAGCGAGUUGUUCGGCAGUACACGCAGGAAGUGGAACAGCAGUUGAGCACACUCAAGGAGCUAACAGCAGCCAUUUUGAGCUACAGCAACAACCAGUUUACCUCUUCUCAAUUUGCUCCAUCCCUCUUACCUCCUCUUCACCUCCCUGCACCUCCAAACCUUCAUUGUCCCACUACUCUGCCAUUUCGCACCACACAAAAACAACUCAGUCAAGAGUUGCUUGUCCAGUUGGACCCACAGUGGCUUCCAGCAGAGAGAAAAACUGAACAACUGGAAAAUCAACCUGGAGAUAAAAAGGAGGAGCACAGCAGCAAGAGGAGAGUCAGGCUGGAUCUGUUCCUUCAGAUACCCAGUGUCUCCAGGACUCCAACACCACAGAUGGAACCCCAGCUCUGGGUACACCAUGUAGCAAUGACCCCUGAAGAACCAGAGGAACCUCAGACAUACUUAGACCUGAAUCUGCAACAUAGUGAAAGUUUGCAGCAUAGUGAAAUAAAUCACCACAGUAUGGGUACAGGAGGAGAGAUCCAUCAUCCAAACAUGAAUGAUGUCCGUGAUGCAGUAGAUGAUCGAGGCUGUUCCAUUCAGAGAGACAAUGGAACAACCAGUAUUAAAGGCAACUAUGAAAGAUCAAUAACAAGGAACAGACAUGGGAGGAUAGUCCAACUAUAUGGAACAGAGCAGCCAUCACACACAGAGCCUGGAGCAAAUAGUACCUCAGGCCUGCUCCUUCCUCCUCUGAGAGUGGGAUCUUCAGUCUGUCAUGGACCCUGCUGGGAGAACACAGACAGGCCAAGAUGGGACGGCCCCAGCAGUGAUGAACACCAUGUCCAGCGUCUGCCUCCCAUAGCAGAGAGCCUUACUGUUGCUCCCAGAUGGGCAAUCCAGGCUCAAACCCAGUCAGAUGCCCAAACACAAGCAGAAUCUCAAGAAAAUCAGAGCAGACUCCAUCAACAGCCUCUGUUGCUUCCACUGCUGCUUCCUAUGAAAAAAGAUGAAGAAAUAACUUGUCAAAAGAGAGGAGGGAGAGAAAAAACAGACAGACAAUACUGUAAACAAGAGACAGGGCAGUUGGGAAGAGGAGGAAGGCUACACUCUGAGAAAGGCUCUAUGAUUCUGCUGGAGCCAGGGGAAGAGCCUCCUCCUCCAGUAGGAGUAUUGGGUUGCGUUGCUGGACGGAGAGGCCCAGGCCGGCAGAGCUCUCUAGCCUUCUUACAGAACCGACUACUUGACCUCCAGGAUCCCUGUGAAUCCACUGAUGCUAACAGAGGCGUGGUUAGGGGCAUUCUACCACUGGAGCUGAGAGAUUUGCAGAACAGAAGAUCUGUUGGCAGCCUGAUUCUGGGUCCUGAUGGGGAAAUCAUUCAACUGUCACUGUAUGACAACAACCAGGACUCAUCUCAGGGUGAUGGUGACAAACAGGAGCAAGCUCUCCAGGUUUUGUCUGCAGAAGGAGAGAAGUUACCCUGGGUCAUUCUGCUGCAGCCUGAACAUACACACACAGAGGGAGAGGUGGAGAUGAACACAGAUGUUCCUGCUGGUGACAGUCAGCACUAUCAGUCAAUACAUAAGCGCUUAGAUCUUCACAGAUCUACAGAGACUGAUGCAGGAUCAGCCAGCAGACACACUCUCCCAGUGGCUGAGAACAAGAAAAAAACAAAGUGUACAGAGGCAGUGGUGGGAACACAGAAGGAAAAAAAAGAUAGUAAAAAAAAUGUGAGGAUGCCUCCACUGAGGGAACUGGUGAGGGAGCCAAGAGGAGGCAACGCUGAGUCAGAGGAGGAGGAGGAAGAGGAACAGCUGUAUAGUACUGGACAGACUGACCAGUUGUCUGGAUCACACCAGCCAGGGGAGAAGCUGCUGUAUAAAGGUAGUGCAUCCUCCAGCCGGCAGAGCAUCAACCUAAAUGAAGCAACAACAGAGGAUGCUGUGGAGGGAUGGAAGAGGAACACCAAGAGGAACAACACUGGGGAAACUGCAAUAACCACAGGGAAAAGGGAGAUGAAAACUGGGAGCGCAGAAGCAGAUGGACAGAAGGAAUUGAAGAAGAGGAAAGGAGGAAAAUGGCAGAGACAGAAGACAGGGAGUGAUGCUCAACCAAUCAGGAGCCAAAAGCAAGAGGAGAGGACCAAGAUAGAAGCGGCAGAGAAUCAGGACCAUUCUGCUUUCCCUUCUCUGAAAAAGAAGAUGAGAGACAGGGAAGGAGAGAGAGGAAAAGUGAAGACAAAUGAGGAGAGAGACGGUCGAGGAGAACUGACAAAGCAAAAGGGAGAGUCUACUGGAAGGAGAAGGAGAGCGAAGUUGAAACACAAAGAGUUAGUUGUUGGAAGACCUGAGGACAUCCUGGAGAAAGAAGAGUUGGAGCUCAAUCAGGAAAUGGAAGAAGAGUCUCACCUAAAAUCCACUAGAAGCUCCUUUGCUACACAAAGACAAAAUGAAACUAAGAGAAAUUCAAAGGAAGAUGCAGACCAUCUUUCCACAGAUGACAACCUCACAAAUGCAGACAAACACAGCAGCGUCCGAUCAGCAAGUUCAUGCAGGUCCACUGUUGUAUCUCAGUUCCAACAAAGGAGCUCACAAAGGUCCGACGUGUCUUCCUGUGAGGGGGCGGUACCAGCCAGUACCAACGGUCUCGCUUCCUCUCGUAGUCGCUUGUCAUCAUGCUCAACUGUCAUGAUAAAGGAGGAACAGCUGAUGUUGAACCCAGUAAAGCCUGAGUCCUCCAGGGCCAGAAGGAGACGGGAGGAGGAGGAGGCUGCAGCCCUGCGUCUGGCCCAGCGAGCAGAGAGACGGAGGCAGGAGGUGGAGAGAAAGAGGAAGGAAUGA